Molecule: messenger RNA, 768 nt
Organism: Eruca vesicaria subsp. sativa (arugula)
Lineage: Eukaryota; Viridiplantae; Streptophyta; Magnoliopsida; Brassicales; Brassicaceae
Source: the annotation of a GenBank genome assembly
AUGCAAAGGCUAGGCGUGAUUGAGAUAUUGGAAAACACUCAGAAAGUGUGUAUGUCAUGGCGUCGCGUCUCUAAUGACCCUGCGAUGUGGCGGAAAAUUGUCAUGCAUAAGGUAGAAGGCUUGGGGUACGACCUUGAGAUCAUGUGCCGUCACGCGGUUGAUCGUAGCCAGGGACGGUUGGUUGAGAUUGAAAUUUGGGAUUUCGCCACUGACUCUCUCAUCAACUACAUCGCUGAUAGAUCAAGCAAACUUAGAAGCCUUAAACUAGCAAUGUGCCGUCAAAUAUCUGAGGAGGAACUUACCAAAGCACUUGUGAAGCUUCCUUUUCUUGAAGAGAUUGAGUUAUUAUAUGGCUCAUUCUCAGGAGAGUCUCUGAAAGUUGUAGGCCAUGCUUGUCCUAAUCUGAAGACAUUCAAGCUAAACGACCGAGGAUUCUAUCCUAGACUUGUUAGUGACGAUGAUGAGGCUCUAUCUAUCGCUGAAACAAUGCAUGACACUGGUUUAAACGCCAUUCUUGAUAAUUGUCCGAACCUAGAACAUCUUGAUUUACGUCAGUGUUUCAACGUUAACAUUGUGGGGGAUUUGGAGAAGCGGUGUUCCGAGAGGAUCAAAGUUUUGAGACACCCUGAUGACUCGACUCAUGAUUACCCAUAUGAUGCAACGGUUAUCGAUAUGCGUGAUUUUCAACUCACUGAUGGCGACAUGCUAGAUUUGCGUGACUUCGCAUAUGAACUUCUCAGAUAUGACAGUUACCUUUCUGACUACUAA